AUGCAAAGGGAGAUGGCUCUCUCACUACUCAUCAGCUUCGCCACUGCUGUGGGCGCCUCUGAAGGCAUCAAGGCUUCCAUGGCCAGAUCGCGUCGAGAAGAGCAUCGAAGUCGAAAGAACAACCUUGUAUUGCACUGUCCCAAGUCAUCACAGUUCAGCCCUUACCUCGAAGGACGUCAAGUCGUCCUUUCUGGCGAUAGACUAUUUGUGGACACCGGCACAGCUCAUGAUGUUCCUUUCGGUCACCCGUUCGAGGGCUAUUAUCUUCCUUACCCGGACUCACGCUUCUCGGGGCUAGUGAGCACUAUUACCCAUGAGGCACCUAUCAUGAAUUGGAUAUUCGUCGAUCCCGUUACAUAUCAAGUCCGCUUUGGCAACCGUGCCAUUGCGGAUGGUAAUGUGACUGGGCCGUGGGAGUGUACUCGACAAGAUCGUAGGCUUACCUUUUGUGGAUGGGAAGGCUUCUGUGCAGUCUUGGAAGAUGGUGGUAUUUGGGGAUUAUAUUUUGACUGUGAUGGUGACAGCCUACGCCAAAAGAUGAAGCCCGAAGGACGCAUAGUCAUCGAGAUUGAGCUUAUACGAAGAGAAAUGAGGACGGGAAAGCCAGAGUAUCUCGAUCCAGAGGGGGAGGCUACAGAUCAUGAGCAAUCGACACCGCAACCGCCAACAGAUGCCGAGGAAAACUUCGUAUGUGGGCAUAAAGACGUGGAGCCAGAAGUCAAAGAGCACGAACGGUCUUCGGACAUGAAAUUCUCAAAUCACGACGACGGCAUGUUUGCAUAUGAUUUGAUAUCAGAGAAGAAUAACGUCAAGGUAUGA
Colletotrichum paranaense is the source of this 819-nucleotide messenger RNA. RefSeq lists its product as uncharacterized. Lineage: Eukaryota; Fungi; Ascomycota; Sordariomycetes; Glomerellales; Glomerellaceae. The record is from RefSeq and is a predicted model, not a curated record. The transcript is spliced from 2 exons. Bases 1 to 819 code for a protein of 272 amino acids.